Messenger RNA from Hemiscyllium ocellatum (epaulette shark), 3155 nucleotides. RefSeq names its product zinc finger protein 271-like. Bases 659 to 1342 code for a protein of 227 amino acids. The transcript is spliced from 3 exons. The record is from RefSeq and is a predicted model, not a curated record. Gene Ontology annotation, biological process: central nervous system development; regulation of transcription by RNA polymerase II. Gene Ontology annotation, molecular function: DNA-binding transcription factor activity, RNA polymerase II-specific; RNA polymerase II cis-regulatory region sequence-specific DNA binding. Lineage: Eukaryota; Metazoa; Chordata; Chondrichthyes; Orectolobiformes; Hemiscylliidae. Gene Ontology annotation, cellular component: nucleus.
GUUUAUUGGAAGCAUUUCUCUCUGAUUUCCAGACUGUGUUUUGUUGAUGGCUGAUUCCUGAAUAUGAGAAGGUCAUUGAUGAAGCAGCUGAAGGUGUUUGGGCCGAGGUCGCUACCCAGAGGAACUCUUGCAGAGAUGUCCUGGAGCUGAGAUGACUGACCUCCAACAACCAUAACCAUCUUCUUAGCGACAGAAGGACUACAUCGUACUACAUCGGAGAAUACAGAGAGGAUAGACACCACAGAUAGAUCCUGGCCACCACCCAAAGAACAACGACACAACUAUGGAAAGACUUUCAGAUACUUCACAGUAUUGCUCAACACAAAGAAAGUUGUGCAGCGAAACCAUCAUCUGGAAAUCGGUUGGGUCAGGGGAGCUUUGACAUUUCAUUACAUCUGAAACUGAUGGUUCUGUGAGGUGUUCCAUCAGAACCAACCUUUGUGAAGCUUCAGCUCUGCUGAUCAGUCAAAUUGAAUCUGGAAAGAAGUCUGAGUGUUUCCAAGUGUGGUAAGAGCAUUGAGCAUCAGUUAUGCACUGAGCCUCUUGAACCACUGACUAAUUCCUGCAGGUGAGAGAUUGUUCCAGUGUGAGGUAUGUGAGAAGGGUUGUUCGGUCUUCAUGGAUACAAAUUUAUAAGUGUGAACACAAGACCAGCAUAAUGGAAGGGAAGGCCUUCAAGUGUGAGGUGUGCAGUAGAGCCUUUGCACAUGCAUCAACGCUGGUGAAUCACAGACGCAUUCACACUGGUGAGAAACCAUUCAUGUGUGAGGUGUGUAACCAGGGGUUUGCACAGUCCUCAGGUCUGGUGAAACAUCGGCGCAUUCAUACAGGGGAGAAACCAUUUACUUGUAAUGUGUGCGACAAAUCAUUCUCACAGUCAUCAAAUCUCCGUGUGCACCAACACAUUCACACCGGGGAGAAACCGUUCAUGUGUAAGGUGUGCAACAAGUCAUUCUCUCGGUCAUCGCCCUUCCUCAUACAUCAAUACAUUCACACUGGAGAAAAACCAUUCACGUGCCAGGUGUGUGACAAAUCAUUUUCGUCUUCCUCGGAUUUACGCAUACAUCGACGCAGUCACACAGGGGAGAAGCCAUUCACAUGUGAGGUGUGCGAGAAAGCAUUCUCAUCAUCAUCGGAUCUCCGCAAGCACCAACGGGUUCACAGUGGACUGAAAACCUUUACCUGUGAGCUCUGUGACAAAUCCUUCUUGGAAUCAUCAAACCUUCGCAAACAUCAACGAAUCCACAGGGGGGAGAAACCAUUCAAUUGUAAGGUUUGUGACAAAUCAUUCUCGCAGUCAUCGAAUCUCCUGGUCCAUCAGAGGAUUCACACAGGAGUGUAACUCUUCAUGUUAGAGAUAUGAAAUCCAGCAUUUUCGAUGUUAUUGAAUCUUCUCUGUCAGUAAGGGGAUCCACAGAGGGAGUAACCCUUUGUCUGUGAGGUUUGUACUGAAUGUCUGAUCGUGCUGUUGACCCUUCUGGGAUAUCACAGGAAAAGCACAGGGGAGAAACUGUUGAAUUGUGACAUUUCUGGAAAAACACUUCCACUCACUCUUCCAAUUUCUUGAAGUGACAAUGGAUCCAUGCUGAUGAGAAAGUAUUUCAGUGAAAGUGUGUGACAAGACUCUCACAGUCAGUGUAAUCCCUCGUCUACCAGUGUGCUCAGGAAUGGGAGAAACCCUGUUUGUGUGAGCUCUGUAAUGAAGAUUUCAUGCAGUUCCUGGAGCUUCUGGGGCAUUUUUGAAUGUACUCUAGGAUCUACCUAAUUAAGUUCUUGCCCAAAUCAUUAUCGGUAUGUUUACCUGUGCACAGUCUCCCUGUGCAGGAUGUUCAGUGGGACUGGGACACAGCACAAGAAGCAGCUUUCACUCCCAUCAAACAACUAGUGAUGACAUCACCAGUGCUGAGGGAUGAUGAUGUAACAAUGGAGUCACCCUGCAGUGUGAUGUCAGUGAAACAGGACUUGGAGUAACCCCCAGGCAGUGAGGACAGCCCGCUGUGUUUGGGUCCAGAUUGAGAAAGAGAGUUUGUGUAUUGGCUUUGAGUGUGAGCAUUUCAACUCAUGCUGGUUUGUGAGAGAGGCAGUGAUUGUACAGUCUGAACACAAGCCAUUUCAAAGCAUUUUCUUCUCAAACCAUUUCUGUCUGCUUCAAAGCAUUUGAGCAGGUCUUUACUUUGUUUUGUUUGAUAGUCAAGUCCAAGAAAGCAAGUUCUGCAGAGAUGUUGUCACCUCAAUUGGACUCAGUGAAAGCAAUUGAGCAAAUCUAUUGUUUACCCUCUGUCAUUGAGGUACAACCCGAGGGGUUGCUCCUGUCCAGAAUAUACUGCUGAGGCAGAUCAGUUGAGCAUCCAGAAGACAGGCGAAUACUCGGCACCUACAUGGGAAAUUAGCAAGGAGUUCAAGUUGAUAAUGAUAAGCCUGUGGUUCAGUAGCUGGAGCAGGCAUGAGUAUAGGGGAAGUAUCAGCCACUUAUCUCCAUUGGUUGUGUUAAAGUCUGACGCCUAUAGAAUAAAUUCCACAGCCUGGGUUCAGCAGACAAUUCUGAUCCCAGCACUGGAUAGUCAGUGAUGUACACGAAUGUUUUCCAGUUUAUCACCUGGAAUGAUUCAUGAUUGUGGUCGAAUAUGUGUUUUUGGUGUUGGGGGAAGGGCUCUUUCAAAGUAUUGAAACUUCCCAAGCUUUGUGUAGAAGAGAAUAUUUGAGAUGAAAUGUGAAUAUCACCUCCUGUUCGGCGCUGAAAUAAAAUGACUUGCCUUGCCUUUUAUAUCAUAACUAAUUUAAGGUGUUCUGGAAGGGACCUUUACAAACAUUACAAAUAAGAUGUACAGUGAGAUUAAUGAGAUGUUCCACAGUCAUGUGGUGAGCUAACAUUUUUCUAUGGAUAGAAAAAGAAAGUGCGAGUCCUUGAGACCAUUUGAAAUAUGGGCAGAGGUUGGUCUUUUAGCUGCUUGAAUUGGCUUCAAUAAGAUCAUUCCUUGCCUUUCCCUGUAAAUCUUAAUUCCCUUACUGAUCGUAGAAUCUGUCUCUCUCAGCCCCAAAUAUGCACAAGGACUCUUCCCCUACAGCUCUCUGUGGCAAUGAAAUACAACACUCCAAGAUGAAAUUCAUGCUUAACUCAGUGCAUCUAUGUAAGAAACAAACUCAAUAAAAUUAUA